GCGUGUGGCGCGGUGGUGGUUCCCACGUGCGUGGCGUCGUCCUGAGCUCAGCGCCGGAGGGAUGUUGUUAGGUGGAAGAGCCUUUGGCAGAGCUGGUAAUGAAUUGGGCAUGUGAUUUCCAGCGAGUGUGGUUAUUGGAAGCACACACUUGUUUUCUGACUUUAAGAAUUCGAUAUCCAGACUGAGGUGGUUUUGAGAUUGGAAGGAGAUAAAGCUGAAAACCGGAGUUGUGCUGGGAAACCUGGACGUAGAGCGCUGGGCCCGCCAGGUAUUUAGUGACCAGCACAGCGCGCCGCCCUGGGUUUCAGGCCCUGGAGAUGAUGAGAAUCAGCUGGAGGGCUGCUUCCAGCCGGCUGCUAACUCGCCAGGGCUGAGAGCCGCUCCCCACCCCGUAAUUUCUGUUACCAGCCAGUCCAGAUGCUGCCUGUCAGGGAACAGGCUUUGAGAACUGCUUUUCCUGCUGGAGAUGAGAGUUCACCUCGUCCCUGUUUUUUGUUGUUUUUUUUUUUUAUCACUAUUUCACACUAUUGUUUGUAAGGUGUCAAGCGGCCAUCUGGGUGCAAAGGCGUCAAUUGUAAUUCGCAGCCUAGUUGGAGAAGCUAUGGAGUGCAGGAAUGUGCAGAGGGAGAAAGCAGGUUACCAUGUAGUAGAGUGACCGUGGCCACGUCGGGGAAACGGCUUUCAGAGAAGGGGGCAAGGGAUGGCCUGCGAGCUGGUCCUUAAGUGGUUCACUGGAUUCUUGUGAUUUCAGAGGAGGGCGAGGCUUUGUUUAGCAGAGACUGUGCUGUGGUAUAGGGUAAGUCACGGAAUUGAUUGUGAUAGGAAGCAAGUAGUGUUUGCUGGCGUCUCAGGCAGGUGCUUUCAGACUGAUCUCUAGAUCCGCAGUCCCCAAUCUUUUUGGCACCAGGGACCGAUUUCGUGGAAGACAACUUUCCCACUGACUGGUAGGGGAUGGUUUCAGGAUGAAAUGGUUCCACCUCAGAUUAUCAGGCAUUAGAUUCUCAUCAGGAGCAUGCAAGCCAGAUCCCUGGCACGGCCACUUCACAGUAGGGUUCACGCUCCUAGGAGAGUCUGAUGCCUCCACUGAUCUGACAGGAGGGGCGCUCAGGCUGUCACGUUUGCUGCCACUGCUCACCUCCUGCUGUGUGGCCUGGUUCCCGUACGGGUCCAUGGCCGGCGGGCUAGGGACGCUACCUGUGGAUUAUCGGCAAGAGACUUUCAUGCACCAUGUGUCCAGUGUGUAAAUUGAGUAUGCAUACGUAACCAUUGUCAUGAUGCACACAUUGUAAAAUAAAUAUAAAGCAGUUUAACAUGAGGUUUAAAGUUAGUUGUAAUAUGCUGGCACCUCAGCGGAUUAUCUUGUGUAAACUCCUUUGGAAAUUGCUGAUUUAGAGUAGGGGGUCUUAUACGAUGAAUGUUUGCUUUAAUCCUGUAAAAUACAAUAGGAAGUCAGAGGUUUUUAAAAUUGAAAAAUGGCAUUAGAUUUGUCUUUCUGUGAAGAUCAUGAAGCCAAGAAUUUUAGAAGCUGUUAAAAUUCAAAGGAUGAAAAAGAUAACGUGACUUAAGGCAGAGUGAUGGUAAAUGAUGUCAUCGCCUGCCCCAUGUAGGACCUUUGAUGGUUUCUCAUGUGUUGAGUAUCCAAGCUGUCUGCAGGACCCUGAGCAGUCCGCGCCCUGUCCACAUGAAUUCCUCCGCUCCCCUUGUUCCUUCCCUUUCCAGUCCCACUGGGCGUCUUUUGGUUCUGCAUCCAAUUCAAGCACUUACGUGUGGGUUGUUACCGCUUGUGUGGAAGACUGGUACCACCCUGCCUUCCGAUUCCUGAUUCUCCAUUUCAGCUUAAGUCUUGUUAGAGGCAGGCCUCUUUAGGGUUUACAUCAGUUCCUACUUUCUUUUUGGUAAGAACGUUCUGCUUAUUUCCUUCAUCACACUUUUUAACACGUGGAGUUACGAUUUUACCUGCCCUUUCCAUUAGGGCUAAUGUUUGUUGACUGCUCACCGGAGGUCAGUGUGAGUUCUCAUUUGAUCCUCACCAUUGACUUGUGCAGUGGGUUAUUCCAACCAUUCGACAAAGAGUCACAGGCUAUGUCGUUUUCUCAUGUUGUCCAAAAUGUGAAGGAGUUGGCCUCAGGCAGUUGAGCUCCGAGACCUCUACGCUUAAUAGCCUGAUGACACUGUGUACCACCGCGGCAAGGGUGAGAGGCUGUCAUAGCUGAGCCCAAAGCUGAUCCCAGCUCACAGGAAGCACUUAGUGCCACCAUGAUGUUGAAGAAAUGAGGAGAAUGGUCCUGGCAGAUGUAGGAGAAAUAAAGUAGUUUUGAAAUCAAUGACUCCAUUCUUUUUAUGUAGAUACAACGUAGGUGAUGAUGCCACUCCCCAAGAAUGAGAUUAUGGGGACAUGAGGUAGAAGAGAUACUAGUUUGGGUAUGUUUAGCGUAAGCCACACAUGGAACUCUGGGAAGAUCCCAGAGAACUCAUUAUGUAUGCAGAAGGAUUGUCUAAGGGGCCUGGCGGGACACUUGCCACAAGUGCCCUGUUUCUCUGUGUGUGUGUGUGUAUGUGUGUAUGUGUGUGUAUGUGUAUCUCCAAAUGGGAAAGAACCAGCCACCAGCAUGUUAAUUCUUUCAGCACUUUCUCCUCCUAAGUCUGUUUAUAAUAAAUAAUCCAAAUGAAAAACUAAGUCUUCUAUUAAAAUACGUUUUCCCCUUUGGCCCUACAGCAGUGCCCAGUGCAAGGUAGGCAACUGAGUUUGCUGAAUGUAGGAAUGUUACAUUAAAAAACUGUCAUUACAGAUUAGAAGGAUACAUACUAAUUGCCUGGCGAGCUUACUUUUGAAUCUGAAAGAAGUUUAAAGUAACAUUGUAGAAAUGGUCAAAUGCAGUUGCCUCCGUUGACUAUUGUCUUCAAGAUUGUUUCCUCUCCAGAAAUAGAAAACAAUGACUGGGCGAGCCAGAGCCAGAGCCAGAGGAAGGGCCCGCGGUCAGGAGACAGUGCCGCUGGUGGGCUCCACUGCUAGUCAGCAACCUGGUUAUAUUCAGCCUAGGUCUCAGCAGCCACCAGCAGAGGGGGAGUUAUUUGGCCGUGGACGGCAGAGAGGAACAGUAGGAGGAACAGCCAAGUCACAAGAACUCCAAAUAUCUGCUGGAUUUCAGGAGUUAUCAUUAGCAGAGAGAGGAGGUCGUCGUAGAGAUUUUCAUGAUCUUGGUGUGAAUACAAGGCAGAACCUAGACCAUGUUAAAGAAUCAAAAACAGGUUCUUCAGGCAUCAUAGUGAGGUUAAGCACUAACCAUUUCCGACUGACAUCCCGUCCCCAGUGGGCCUUAUAUCAGUAUCAUAUUGACUAUAACCCACUGAUGGAAGCCAGACGACUCCGUUCAGCUCUUCUUUUUCAACAUGAGGAUCUCAUUGGAAAGUGUCAUGCUUUUGAUGGAACAAUAUUAUUUUUACCUAAAAGACUACAGCAAAAGGUUACUGAAGUUUUCAGUAAGACCCGGAACGGAGAGGAUGUGAGGAUAACGAUCACUUUAACAAAUGAACUUCCACCUACAUCGCCAACUUGUUUGCAGUUCUAUAAUAUUAUUUUCAGGAGGCUUUUGAAAAUCAUGAAUUUGCAACAAAUUGGACGAAAUUAUUAUAACCCAAAUGACCCAAUUGAUAUUCCAAGUCACAGGUUGGUGAUUUGGCCUGGCUUCACUACUUCCAUCCUUCAGUAUGAAAACAGCAUUAUGCUCUGCACUGACGUUAGCCAUAAAGUGCUUCGAAGUGAGACUGUUUUGGAUUUCAUGUUCAACUUUUAUCAUCAGACAGAAGAACAUAAAUUUCAAGAACAAGUUUCCAAAGAACUAAUAGGUUUAGUUGUUCUUACCAAGUAUAACAAUAAAACGUACAGAGUGGAUGAUAUUGACUGGGACCAGAAUCCCAAGAGCACCUUUAAGAAAGCCGACGGCUCUGAAGUCAGCUUCCUAGAAUACUACAGGAAGCAAUACAACCAGGAGAUCACCGACUUGAAGCAGCCCGUCUUGGUCAGCCAGCCCAAGAGAAGGCGGGGCCCCGGGGGGACACUGCCAGGGCCUGCCAUGCUCAUUCCUGAGCUCUGCUAUCUUACAGGCCUCACUGAUAAAAUGCGUAAUGAUUUUAACGUGAUGAAAGACUUAGCCGUUCAUACAAGACUAACUCCUGAGCAAAGGCAGCGUGAAGUGGGAAGACUCAUUGAUUACAUCCAUAAAAACGAUAAUGUUCAAAGGGAGCUUCGAGACUGGGGUUUGAGCUUUGAUUCCAACUUAUUGUCCUUCUCAGGAAGAAUUUUGCAAACAGAAAAGAUUCACCAAGGUGGAAAAACAUUUGAUUACAAUCCACAAUUUGCAGAUUGGUCAAAAGAAACAAGAGGUGCACCAUUAAUUAGUGUUAAGCCACUAGAUAACUGGCUGUUGAUCUAUACGCGAAGAAAUUAUGAAGCAGCCAAUUCAUUGAUACAGAAUCUGUUUAAAGUUACACCAGCCAUGGGCAUGCAAAUGAAAAAAGCAAUAAUGAUUGAAGUGGAUGAUAGAACUGAGGCCUACUUAAGAGUCUUACAGCAAAAGGUCACAACAGACACCCAGAUAGUUGUCUGUCUGUUGUCAAGUAAUCGGAAGGACAAAUAUGAUGCUAUUAAAAAAUACCUGUGUACAGAUUGCCCUACCCCAAGUCAGUGUGUGGUGGCCCGAACCUUAGGCAAACAGCAAACUGUCAUGGCCAUUGCUACAAAGAUUGCCCUGCAGAUGAAUUGCAAGAUGGGAGGAGAGCUUUGGAGGGUGGACAUCCCCCUGAAGCUAGCGAUGAUCGUUGGCAUUGAUUGUUACCAUGACACCACAGCUGGACGGAGGUCAAUCGCAGGGUUUGUUGCCAGCAUCAAUGAAGGGAUGACGCGCUGGUUCUCACGCUGCAUAUUUCAGGAUAGAGGACAGGAGCUGGUAGAUGGGCUCAAAGUCUGCCUGCAAGCGGCUCUGAGGGCUUGGAAUAGCUGCAAUGAGUACAUGCCCAGCCGGAUCAUCGUGUACCGUGAUGGCGUAGGAGACGGCCAGCUCAAAACACUGGUGAACUACGAAGUGCCACAGUUUCUGGAUUGUCUAAAAUCCAUUGGUAGAGGUUACAACACUUUGUAUCAUUAUAGAAAGGAGGGAUUCAGAAAGCCACUGGCCACAUCGGGGGCUUGAUUUUACCUGGUACGUAGGAAAAGGACAAGCACCAAGAGCUCAUUCCUGGUUUCUACUAAGGGCCUUCUGAGUCAUCUUUGGCCAAUGCUAAAAGGCCCCACACAAUGAGUGUUUAUCCCAGACGCUUCUUAAAAUGAGAUGUGAUGCCAUGAAGGUCUCAGAGAAAGUCAGGAGUGUUUUUAUCUUUUUUGAAAUAGUUGUGUUUCAUAUUAAAAGACUACGCAUUUUUAAAAUAUUUUUAAAAUGAAAGUUAAUGUUCUUUCCUAUUCCCUUAAGACUCUUAAUGCUUGUAUUUUGUCAAAUAAUGAUACUUUUUGUUUUCAGGCUUUCUAAGCCUUAUUUUAUACUGUUCUCUGACUUGACCUUUCUGUCUGUGUGGGGAGGUAUGGUGUGGUGUGUGUCACAGGGAGUAAAGAAGGAUCUAACUUGGACUGCUUCUUUCCUACUCUUUUUUUCCUGUGAUUUACUACUUGAACACACAGUGUUUUCUAGUCUUCAUUGUCAUUUCCUCAUACCCGAAGUGAAGAUUGUCAAGAAAUGAUGAAUAGAAGUCAUUGUGCAAGUUCGUCACAUUCCCUUGAGCUGAAUUGUUGGGCUACUAGGAGUACAUACUCUUGGCCUUGCUGGGUCAUCUCUGUUUCUUAGGGUCCUUUGGGUUUGAUUCCCAGAAGGACUGGCGGAAACGGCUCUUGAAGAGGAGGUUGCCACCCUAGUGAAUGAGUACCUGUGAACAGUCGUCCCGAGUGUGCAGAGUAGAGCCUGGUGCAGCUGCUGGGUGCACCUGCCCAGCUCCGUCAGCAGGUGGGAACACAGUGUUGCAGGGAAGAAGAACCUGAGCCGACUGCUUGGGCUGACUCUUAGCACACUGUUGCAUGAAGUAGAUGGCACACUGUGAACUGUGCUGGUAAUUGGUGGCAGUAGAGAUCAGUGGUAAAGAGCAAUAUGUCUUAAAAUCAGAGUUCGGUUAAUCCCAGCUUUGCUUUCAUUUGUAGAAGAGGGGAACAGUUAAGUGAGGCAUUGAAAGGAGUAAAUGAAAAUAUACGUAAUGCACUUCACACAGUAUCCAGUAAGUAUUCAAUACAUGGCAGACAGUUCUCUUCGGAAAAGCCUUCAAGUUGUAUGUAAAGGUAGAAUAUCUGAGAAUUAUUCUUCACUUUUAAAAAAUGCAAAGUUUGGACUUAAAUGUUUGUAUAAUAGUUAUCAUUGGCUGGGCGUGGUGGCUCACGCCUGUAAUCCCAGCACUUUGGGAGGCCGAGGCGGG
This is a messenger RNA of Cercocebus atys (sooty mangabey), 6450 nucleotides long. It is a transcript of the gene PIWIL1, whose product is annotated as piwi-like RNA-mediated gene silencing 1. Gene Ontology annotation, cellular component: P granule. Gene Ontology annotation, molecular function: protein binding; piRNA binding. Bases 2934 to 5189 code for a protein of 751 amino acids. Gene Ontology annotation, biological process: regulatory ncRNA-mediated gene silencing. The record is from RefSeq and is a predicted model, not a curated record. The transcript is spliced from 18 exons. Lineage: Eukaryota; Metazoa; Chordata; Mammalia; Primates; Cercopithecidae.